AUGUGCUUACCACAAAAGAUAGGCAGUCCGUUAGUUAUAGAAUUGUUUAUCUACUUCAAGUAUGCGCUUAGGGCUUACUCAAUACUGAUUUCACCUACUCAGUCGACAGCUAUUGUGUACAAUAUUGUAUUUUUAUGGAUCAAUCUAUCUAUCUGUAAAGGUCAUCUGUUAUUGGCUGCUGCAUUUUGCGCUGUUGAGUGUUACAUUCGUAUGUUACCAGGAUAUUUAAUGUAUCCAGUUUUAGCUGCUGCUUACAUUAUGUGCGCGUACAAGUUGUUGAAAUGGGGUUUCCAUCACGGAGAUUAA
Molecule: messenger RNA, 306 nt
Organism: Schistosoma spindalis
Lineage: Eukaryota; Metazoa; Platyhelminthes; Trematoda; Strigeidida; Schistosomatidae
Source: the annotation of a GenBank genome assembly